Molecule: messenger RNA, 1673 nt
Organism: Aspergillus pseudotamarii
Lineage: Eukaryota; Fungi; Ascomycota; Eurotiomycetes; Eurotiales; Aspergillaceae
Exons: 2
Coding region: 160-1131 (323 amino acids)
Source: RefSeq, a predicted model, not a curated record
GGACGGUAGGGCUUCCGGAUAAGGGCUGUGUUGACGUCACGUGGCGGCCCGCGGGGUGCCGCGCAUCUGAUGACGCUCACAUCGCCUUCCUUUUACUUGGCUGCCUGACAUGGUCGGUUAGAGGAGGGAAACGACACAAUUUGACCACGGGAGGUCAAGAUGCCAACACCGGUUGCGAAAGGAAUUAUUAUCACUGUUUCAGCACUCGUUGCUGCGGGUAUUGCAGUUUAUGAAUCUCCCCAGUUUCGACAAUGGGUCAACACCUCACGGCGAAAGAUUGCCGUCGCAUUGCACAAUCUCGGCGAUGAGAUCCACCCUCCAACCUCUGCCUCACCUAUGAGGCAAGACAUAUCUAUGACUGAGGAGCUGGGCCCGGAAGCUGAAGAGCGUAGGCGGAUAGCAAGGGAAGAGCUCCAACGACGACGUUCCGUGCUUGAAGAACACCGGAAAAGACGAGAAAGUGCUCCCGCAGGAUCGUUCGAUGCACUUGUUGAUGACGAUGGCCGUUUGCUUCGGACCGAGAGUCCGGAUUCUUCUGGAGGACUGGGUAACUCUACCGGCGUGGAAGUGGCACCAUCACAGGCUAUUCAGCGCGGUAAAAACAAUGGUCCUCAGACCCCUAUGGCCGAGACGCAGACCACUGGCGCUGCUCUUUCGAGGAAGAACCUGCAAGUGGCAAUACCAGCAGCCGCAGCCGCAGGUGCAGCUUCUGCAGCGCUUAUUGACUACACACCCACUUCCGAGACCUCAGAUAUGGACUUCUCAACGUCUACGCUGAAUCGUACCGAGGAGGUCGAGCGGCCACUUUCGCGGUCGUCGAGUCAUACAGAGGGUUAUUCUGAAGUGCUUUUUGCUCAUCCGGGUCCUUCGACGAACGAAACCGGCCGUGAUUUGGGAUCGCCCUUUUCCGAUCUGUCGGACUUAGAUUCUACUGGCGCCGAACACCACGAACGACCGUCUACACCGUCGACGGCUGGUAGCUUCAGUCAAAUUUAUGAGUCUGCUGCGGAUGAAUGGUCAGAUGGCACAUUGAGUGACCAUGGACGGUCGACACAAGGAGUCGCCACCCCAGCCAGCUGGUCGGAGAUCGGUAGCGUAGUCAGCAAUGAGGAUCUGCAAAAUCGCUUGUAGGCAUGUGGGAAAUCUGUAUAGAAUAAUUCACUUAUUGGACGGGAUUGCUUGGAGGAUGGCGCGGUAUGGACGGGACAGGUGUCUCGGAGUUCGUUCGAUUUUUGCUGAUUAUGCUACGGUUUCACAUGGUUUUGUAGAAUUUAAUUUUAAAUUUAGUCCAAGCUUCUAUUCAACGCUUUAGUUUAGUUGCAGUUGAAAACCAAAUCUAAGGUGCUUGGCGAUUAUUAAUGAUUUAAUAGUCGGAUCGAUCUUAGUCUGGUUAGUAUGGGGAAAGCAAAAUGAGCCUCGGCUCUUUCUCGGUUGCUGCUGGUAAAGGUCACCCUCGCUCUCCUCCUUUCUUCUAUAUUACAACUCUUUUGUCCCUCCACAAUCCCUCUACUUUCUCUCACCGGAGUUAAUCAUAACUUGGUAAGUGAUGCUGUGUUCUCCCAAUACCCUCUCACAAGUGAAGCGGUCUAGACCACCGUCCUUCCCCGCAUAGGUCCAUACCGCUGCUACAGAAUGAUUUAGCUGUCCCCGUGUUGCUUCUAUCGCUGCUUCUG